Molecule: messenger RNA, 567 nt
Organism: Aspergillus mulundensis
Lineage: Eukaryota; Fungi; Ascomycota; Eurotiomycetes; Eurotiales; Aspergillaceae
Exons: 1
Coding region: 1-567 (188 amino acids)
Molecular function (GO): catalytic activity
Source: RefSeq, a predicted model, not a curated record
AUGAGCAGCGAGGUCUUUCAACUUACUGUGCUGCAAACUUCAGCUGGAACAGCGGACGUUGACGCACAGAAAGCCUUUGACAGAAUCAAACAAUAUGAGUAUCCUCUCGAAGCAGGCGACACUCUCCAGGCCACGCUAGUCCGGCAUGACAAGCAGCGUCAUACUCUGAUCUUGGGAUUCCACAACGUCGUCAUGGAUGUCGUGAGCAUCGCACUCGCUCUAGGUAACAUAGCCCGCGAGUAUCAGUCCCAGCCGCCGUCUCAGCUCCCCACUCCUACCUUAUACCCUGACUAUACCUGCCAGGGAAUGAACGACAUCCGAGACGGACAUCUGAAUUCCAGUAUUGAUUAUUGGGUCAAGCAUUUUGAUCUGGUUCCAGAAGUGCUUCCAUUGCUGCCGGUUACCAAAGUCCGAGCUAGACAGAGCCAUCGAGCACACGACCACCACUACAUUAGCAGAGAGUUGAGAAGCGAGCUCGUCCGGAGCAUUGCUCGGGUCGGUCAGGUCCAUGGUGUCUCUUCCAUGUAUUUGUACAUCACCACUUUGCAAGUCUUUGCCGCCUGUUGA